UAUAGGACAAAAAUUUUCUUCAGUGGUGAAUUAUUGUUCGACACAAGUUGUCGUCGUAGCUAUUCCCCUGCUAUACGGAAGAUUCAGGUCCUCGUAUACUAGUUUGGGUUUCAUAAAAUUGCAAAUAAUUUCAUGCAACAAGAAUUGUAGAAAAUGGGCGCACGCGACGGAGACAGGCGGUGGGACAUGGGCCCAGGAGCACGCGACAGUGGCAGUGACCGCUAUAAUAACAAACCGAGUCCACCACCGCCC
Amoebophrya sp. A120 is the source of this 252-nucleotide messenger RNA. The record is from the annotation of a GenBank genome assembly. Lineage: Eukaryota; Dinophyceae; Syndiniales; Amoebophryaceae.